Messenger RNA from Pseudovirgaria hyperparasitica, 1098 nucleotides. Its product is annotated as vacuolar ATP synthase subunit D1. The transcript has 4 exons. The coding region runs from base 1 to 1098 and encodes 365 amino acids. Gene Ontology annotation, cellular component: proton-transporting V-type ATPase, V0 domain; fungal-type vacuole membrane; vacuolar proton-transporting V-type ATPase complex. NCBI's taxonomy places the organism in Eukaryota, Fungi, Ascomycota, Dothideomycetes, Acrospermales, Acrospermaceae. Gene Ontology annotation, molecular function: proton-transporting ATPase activity, rotational mechanism. Gene Ontology annotation, biological process: proton transmembrane transport; vacuolar transport; vacuolar acidification. The record is from RefSeq and is a predicted model, not a curated record.
AUGGAGGGAAUGUUCUAUAAUGUUACGAAUGGCUAUGUCGAGGGCAUUGUUCGAGGUUACCGCAACGCUCUUCUCACGAAUCAGAACUACGGAAACCUGACGCAAUGCGAGACCAUCGAUGAUGUGAAGCUUCAGCUGUCUCCCGCUUACGGCGACUUCCUUUCGUCUCUACCUCCGAACCCUUCCACUUCUGCUCUCGCCGCAAAGACUACAGACAAGCUUGUAUCCGAGUUCCGCUAUCUCCAAGCAAACUCAACAGGGUCCCUAUCUAAGUUCAUGGACUAUCUGACCUACGGUUACAUGAUUGACAAUGUUGCACUGCUGAUUACGGGAACGUUGCAUGAACGAGAUACUAGGGAACUGUUGGAUCGAUGUCAUCCUCUUGGCUGGUUCGAGACGAUGCCCGUACUUUGUGUCGCUACCAAUAUCGAGGAAUUAUACAACUCUGUCCUGGUCGAGACUCCACUAGCGCCGUACUUCAAAGGCUCCCUCAGCCAUUCUGACUUGGACGAACUCAACAUCGAAAUCAUUCGGAAUACAUUGUACAAGAAUUAUUUGGAGGACUUCUACCAAUGGGUGAAUAGCGACCCUGAAGUUUCCGGGACCCCUACAUCAGAGGUCAUGAGCGAGGUGCUAGAAUUUGAAGCAGAUCGCAGAAGCAUCAACAUCACACUGAACUCCUUCGGCACAGAGCUGUCUAAGGCUGAUAGAAAGAAACUGUACCCUAACUUUGGACGGCUAUACCCGGAGGGCACUCUGAUGCUGUCGAGGGCGGACGAUGUCGAGGGUGUCCGUAUCGCCGUCGAUGGUGUUGGGGACUACAAAAGCUUCUUUGAUCAGACUGGCCUAAGCGGUGGAGGCCCGUCGCUCGGAAACAUGUCAGGGGGCGGUGGCGAUUCUCAUAAAAGCUUAGAAGAUUUGUUCUACCAGAAGGAGAUGGAGAUCAGCAAACUCGCCUUCACUAGGCAGUUCACGCAUGCUGUAGUAUACGCAUGGGUCAAGCUAAGGGAGCAGGAAAUACGGAACAUCACCUGGAUAGCGGAAUGCAUUGCGCAGAACCAAAAAGACCGUAUCGGAAACUUCAUAAGUGUAUUUUGA